Messenger RNA from Perca flavescens (yellow perch), 1947 nucleotides. It is a transcript of the gene podxl, whose product is annotated as podocalyxin-like. The transcript is spliced from 8 exons. The coding region runs from base 416 to 1843 and encodes 475 amino acids. Gene Ontology annotation, cellular component: microvillus membrane; apical plasma membrane. Gene Ontology annotation, biological process: positive regulation of cell-cell adhesion mediated by integrin; regulation of microvillus assembly; cell migration. Lineage: Eukaryota; Metazoa; Chordata; Actinopteri; Perciformes; Percidae. The record is from RefSeq and is a predicted model, not a curated record.
AGGUAGAGAGAGAGCGGAAGAGAGAGAGAGAGAGAGAGAGACAGAGAGGUAGAGAGAGAGCGAGCGAGAGACUGAACAGACCGCAGCAGAUCCCCCAAAUCCAAAGAAAGAAGCCGCAGCAGCAGCAGAAGAAGAGGCAAACAAAAGCAUUCUUGGCUUUGAGUUUCAAGACAAGAAGGAGAGAGAGAGAGAGAGAGAGGGAGAGAGAGGGAGAGAAGAAAAAGAAAAAGUUCACAAUAGCCUACGUUGGGGCGAGAUCAUUUACUCGAGAUCCAAAUUGAGGGAGAAAGGCGUGACAGGACGGCGUCAGUCAGCGGCCACACUCGGCUCUAUCACCACCCCGGCUCCGGUGCACCGAGGGACGGAUUGUCGCGCAGCGGCGCCGCGUGAAGCUUACACCCAGCGGGUAGACAGGAUGAGAGCGACCGGGAGGACGGCGUGGCUGCUGCUUUCACUCAGCUUCCUAUUCCACAGCGCCUGUUCAAACGAUGUGACUACGGUGACAAAUAAUCCUACUAUCACGACUAGGGCACCGACUACGCCAACUGUUAACAAUAUGCCAAAGGUAACUGGUAGUGGCCCAACUGGAGCAACAUUAACUAUUGGUUCUGGUGAGACAACCAUACCUAUCAAGGCAUUAACCGCAAAACCAAUUUCUGCGGUCCCCACGCCUGCUCCCAACACGAUGCCUCCUACAACUAUGUCUACAGACAAGCAAACCCCCACCCAAUCACAAGCACCCACUGUCACAAUCAACUCACCAGCACAUUUCACUACCAUCUCUGGUGCCCCCCCUGCAGUGAGUAAUGGUGCCACUACUGCUGCUAUCACCCUCAGCCAAACAAAGACCAUGCCCAUAGCUGCAACAGCUUCAACAGCUGGAAAAGCUACAACAGCUGACACCAGCAGCAGUUCAGUGGUAUCCUCGACCACUGCCGCGGUGCAGACACCUGGUGCCUCCAAAAACUUGGAGACUCAAACUCAUGUCACACUGCCCUCGGGCAAUGAGGGGACAACCAAGAUUGUGGUCACGACAGAUGCCUCUUUGCCUGGGUCACAGUCCAUGACUCACACCGCCAUCCCCGCUAGCAAAGACAGAAAUGGAGGAACCGAUAAAACUCCUGGGACGGUAACAAGCAGUGAGCAAACAGCACCCAGGGCCACAGAGCCAGCUGUUAACAAAGAGACCACCAGCACCCAACCAACCCUGACCCCGGCAGGAUCUCCCGCAGCAGAGACCACCAACGCUGGAACCACGUUACUGCAAACCACCACCACUACAACCACCACCACCACCACCACAGGAGCUCAGCCAAAGACCUUUUUGUACUCUCUAAACAGCGGACCCGAGAAAGAGGAGGAGAAAGGGCUGGCGGAGGUGUGCAAGCGGCUGCUGGUGAAUCUGCACGAUGGGAACUGCACCCUGAAAUGGCAGCACCACAACGACAAAGUACAGUUUGACUAUGUGGAGAUAAAUGGCAAAGUGAAAACCAGCCUUGCAGCCCAGUAUUAUGAAGAAAUCACCAAGAAACCAACAGAUAGCAAAACCCUGAUAGCCAUCCUGGCGUCCUGCGGAGCUCUGCUGAUCAUGAUCGUCAUCCUGGCCGUUUGUGCCUCGCACCGCCGCAAGCCAUACAACGAGAACCAGCAGCACCUGACGGAGGAGCUGCACACGGUGGAGAACGGUUACCACGACAACCCGACGCUGGAGGUGAUGGAGGUGCAGCCGGAGAUGCAGGAGAAGAAGAUGGCGCUGAACGGCGAGUUCAACGACAGCUGGAUCGUCCCCAUCGACAACCUGCUGAAGGAGGACAUAGCCGACGAGGAGGACACGCACCUGUAGAGAUGGCCCGGGACAGAGGAGGAGAAGAAGGAGAAGAAGAAGAAGAAGAAGAAGAAGAAAGACAAGAAAGCGACAGGACCUGGCUAGUUCCAGCCACACAAAAA